Messenger RNA from Balaenoptera ricei (Rice's whale), 1056 nucleotides. Its product is annotated as zinc finger protein 678-like. The transcript has a single exon. The record is from RefSeq and is a predicted model, not a curated record. Gene Ontology annotation, molecular function: DNA-binding transcription factor activity, RNA polymerase II-specific; RNA polymerase II cis-regulatory region sequence-specific DNA binding. The coding region runs from base 1 to 1056 and encodes 351 amino acids. Lineage: Eukaryota; Metazoa; Chordata; Mammalia; Artiodactyla; Balaenopteridae. Gene Ontology annotation, biological process: regulation of DNA-templated transcription.
AUGUCUGAAAGCCAGAGAUUUGAAAAUGAAGGAAAAAAAUCUCAUUAUGACCAGUUUGAGAGAUCCUUUAGCAAGGGCUCAUUAUUUUUCAACCAACAAAUAUUUUCUCCCUCUUCCAAUAUCUGUAAUGUUGAUGAUAAUGCGGGAGUCUUUAUCCAACCAUCAUCAUUCAAAGGGUAUUACAGUAUAGAUGAUAUGGAGCAACCUUACACAUGUAAUCAAACAAGUGAGGCCUUAAGUGAGAGCUCUAUCUUCAAUAAUUACAACAGUAUUUAUAAUGGAGCGAGAAUCUAUCCAUACAUUGAAUCUGGGACUAACUUUGACCAAGACUCGAGUCUCAUGAAACAUCAGAGAACUCAAUUUUCAGAGAACCAUUAUAAAGGGAAUGAAUGUAGAAAUGUCUUUUAUCAAAGCUCAAAUCUUAUUACACAUAAGAAUAUCCAUAUUGGAGAAAAUAAUUACAAAUUUAGUGAAUGUGGUAAAGUUUUUAACCAGUCUUCGAGAGUUACUCAACAUCCGAGUAUUCAUGCUAGGGAGGAACGUUACAAGUGUAAUGCAUGUGGGAAAGUCUUUAAUCAAUUAUUAAAUCUAAAUAGACAUAGGGAAAUCCAUAUCAGAGGGAAACAUUACAGAUGUGAAGAAUGUGGCAAAGCCUUUAACCGACACUCAAGACUUACUCGACAUCAGAGAAUUCAUACUGCAGAGAAGCCUUACAAAUGUACAGAAUGUGGCAAAGCCUUUAACAGGCGUUCAUAUCUUGCUCAGCGAAUUCAUACUGGAGAGAAACCUUAUAAAUGUAAAGAAUGUGGCAAAGCCUUUAACUGCCGCUUGAAUCUUACCCGUCAUGAGAGAAUUCAUACUGAGAAGAAACUAUAUAAAUGUACAGAAUGUGGCAAAGCCUUUAACAGGCAUUCAUAUUUUACUCAGCAUCAGAGACCUCACACUGGAAAGAAACCUUUCAAAUGUAAAGAAUGUGGCAAAGCUUUUAAUUGCCACUCAAACCUUAUUCGACAUAAGAUAAUUCAUACUGCAGAGAAGCCUUACAAAUAUAGAUAA